This is a messenger RNA of Sparassis crispa, 675 nucleotides long. RefSeq lists its product as hypothetical. NCBI's taxonomy places the organism in Eukaryota, Fungi, Basidiomycota, Agaricomycetes, Polyporales, Sparassidaceae. Bases 1 to 675 code for a protein of 224 amino acids. The transcript is spliced from 2 exons. The record is from RefSeq and is a predicted model, not a curated record.
AUGGAAUCGACUCAGCUGACAACCUGCCACAAAGAUUCCCCCGUUGAUACAUUCCAAUCAGAUUCGGCAUGCCCUUCGAGCCUGGAAGAUGACUCAGACAAGCCUGCUGAGGAUUUCUUGUCGAGGAUCUCGGUGGACAUUGGUCUCCGUGACGAAGAUAGGACUAUAUGGGAUCUUCCUUACAACCAUGUUCAUGAAUACCCCUGGCGGCUCCGGAUUGUCUACACACCUGAUGGCAAAACGACGUUUGACUCCUCCAGAUCGAUCCUCUGUCUGAUGGUGGAUUACAUCGAAAACAUCGAUAUCGACUUGAUCGUAGUUCCCAUCGACCCAAGGAAAGAACCCGAGUUCUCCGCUCACUAUCACGCUGUGAUAUUGGAUAAGAGGCCAAUUUUUACCCCGAUCCACGCACCUCAAGGAAUUAGCAUGCAGCGGUGCUCGUACGGCCUCCCCGACGAGCAAGAUAACACUGUGAUGUUAAUGCUCGACUUCGUUGUAGCGGUGCCGAUGAAUUUGAUCUCCCGUUCAGGAGGUCGCGUCUUCAGACUGUGUGCAACUAUAGACCUCCAAACUCGCCUGAAGGCGAAAUCCUUGUGCGAGAAGUUGGAGUUUACACUUGAAAACCUGCAAGCGCGCGAAUUGAUGCCGGGUUUGCGUGUUGUGCGGGUUGGAUAG